This is a messenger RNA of Pestalotiopsis fici W106-1, 1101 nucleotides long. RefSeq lists its product as uncharacterized. Bases 1 to 1101 code for a protein of 366 amino acids. Lineage: Eukaryota; Fungi; Ascomycota; Sordariomycetes; Amphisphaeriales; Sporocadaceae. The transcript has 2 exons. The record is from RefSeq and is a predicted model, not a curated record.
AUGAAGGCAACGGAUUCUACCACAAUCUUUGGAUGUCAAGUCAGUCCAAAUCAACCAAACAAAUGGCGUCGGCAGCUGCGCCGAAUAUUGGUUCCUUUGGUCCUUGCGGCGUACCUACUUCUGUCCCUGCGCCUGCAAUACCCCCGCGCAAGCACAGAUAGCCCCCCAAGUGGAAGUAAAGACUACUCUAGUUGCGGAAAUCGGUCCCUGGGGAAAGUCGUGGUUGUCUCCACCGGGCCCUCAUGGCGGCUUGAUGGACUUGUUGAAGCUGCAAACCUGACUGGAAUCGACGUAGAGGUUCCCGCACAGCCAGAAUGGACAAAUGGUGAAGUGGACAUCUUCCGGAGUGCCGCUCUUGAUCCGGAUACCAAGAAGCCCAGUCCAAAUGGCCGCGGUUUGGCCAAGUGUUGGUUGGGCCACUUGAACGUCAUCCGUGAGAUUCUCUCACGCGGUUGGGCUACAAGCCUCGUAAUGGAAGAUGAUGUCGAUUGGGACGUUGCAAUCAAAGACCAGUUAUCUUUAGUUGCCCCCAUGAUUCGCAAUGUCACAAACUCGACAAGUCUCAGCGAUUCACCGUACGGCAGCAACUGGGACCUUCUCUGGCUCGGCCACUGCGGCGAGGCACUGCCAUCAUCAGGACAUGUUCUGUCACAAAUUGAUGAAUCGUUACCCGAAUCCCCAAUUUACAGGAAAUACGAUGGAUCAUAUGGCUACUUCCCUCCUCAAUUGCGGGUUGUCCAUCACACCUACGCCCCAAUCUGUACGUAUGCAUACGCCUUGACAUACAAUGGCGCAUCUACGAUCUAUCAGCUGGCAGUCGGAGGAAAAACUCAAACCAUCACUGCUGGGCUGUAUGAGUACUGCAAAAAGGGCCAUCUGCGUUGCGUGUCAGUCAAUCCGGAACUUUUCCAUCAUCACAAAAAAGCUGGAGUGUCAACAAGUCAAAUAGCCCAGGUGGAGGGUUGGACAAGUAGAGCAAAACCUGCAGAUAUCACUUACACAGCCAACAUUCGACAUAGUGCUAGAUGUAACAGUCGAACAAAGGGUCUAGUUACCUGCCAAGAUCCGAUGGUUGAGCGAUGGAUCACCGAUAGCAAUUAG